AUGGGACAAAAAUGUAAUGUAGAUUCUGAUUGUUUACUUGCUUAUGACCCUAAACUUGGAACACAAAUCCAAGUAAAAUGUUUUGGGAAUCAAUGUUGUGGAGAAGACUUUUCUGGAAUUUCUAAACAAAAAUCAGAUCAAUUACAAAAUAAUAUACAAGCAAUUUGUAAUGAUGGAACACCUUCAAAUCAACAAUGCUUUUUACCUAAUGAUUGUGGGGAUGCACAAAAAACUUGUGUAAAUAAUAUUUGUUGCCCUAAAAAUAAUGAUUAUGAUCAAUGUAUAAUUGUGUUUAAAUUAACAAAAAAUUUAUUUUUGAAAAAAGAUGCUUGUGGGGGGUUACAAAGUAUUGGACAUUGUGAUACAAAGGGGCAAUGUUCUGUAGGGGAAUGUGUUUCUGCUCAAGUUUGUUGUGAAUGUCCUUUUGGUCAACCACAAAAACAAACAUAUAAUUGCAAGGAAGGGUCGUGUGAAAAAGGAUAUUUUUGUAGCCGUAGUGGAUUUUGCUGUCCACAAUGUCAAAAUGGAAAGAUUCCUCGUGGAAGUUGCCAUUUGGGUCAAUGUGGGGCUGGAUCUAUUUGGUGUGGUUUUAUUAGAUUUUUUGCCUAA
Molecule: messenger RNA, 609 nt
Organism: Meloidogyne enterolobii
Lineage: Eukaryota; Metazoa; Nematoda; Chromadorea; Rhabditida; Meloidogynidae
Source: the annotation of a GenBank genome assembly